AUGCGACGUCCCUGCUUUUCCUCCUCUCAUUAUUUUUUCUUAUUUUCCAUCUCUUCUCUCUCCCUCCCUCCCUCCCUCUCUCUCUCUCUCUCUCUCUUUCUAAUUGACCUUUCUUACAUUGUUGGAACUAAGAAGUCCUUGUACGUGGCCUUUGUAGCAGAUUUUACUUGCUUUAUACACAGUAUUCCUAAAAAUUUCGGUGCAAUCUUUUCUCAACGGUCUAUCGUGACACCCCUCUUUCCCUAUCUAUCUAUCUAUCUAUCUAUCUAUCUAUCUAUCUAUCUAUCUAUCUAUCUAUUAUUUAUACAUUAUUCUUAUAGAUACAAAUAUUUAAACCUCUAUCCGUAUUUUUCUUCCAAUACCUAUCCAUUUUUGCUUCUGACGCCUCUCUCCAUUUUCCUUUCAAAAACUGUGGCCGUUUUCAUCUUCCAACACCUUUCUAACGUUUUUCCUUCAAAUGCCUCUCUACGUUUUUUCCUUCCAACGCCCCCACCCCUUCGUUUUUUUCUUCUAACGCCUCUCAUCGUUUUUUCCUUCCAACGCCUCUCCCCAUUUUCUUUCUAA
Molecule: messenger RNA, 564 nt
Organism: Acanthosepion pharaonis
Lineage: Eukaryota; Metazoa; Mollusca; Cephalopoda; Sepiida; Sepiidae
Source: the annotation of a GenBank genome assembly